Molecule: messenger RNA, 5310 nt
Organism: Salvia miltiorrhiza (redroot sage)
Lineage: Eukaryota; Viridiplantae; Streptophyta; Magnoliopsida; Lamiales; Lamiaceae
Product: cleavage stimulating factor 64-like
Exons: 11
Coding region: 4060-4998 (312 amino acids)
Biological process (GO): mRNA 3'-end processing
Cellular component (GO): mRNA cleavage and polyadenylation specificity factor complex
Molecular function (GO): mRNA binding
Source: RefSeq, a predicted model, not a curated record
AUAAAAAAUUGGGUUUCUGAUUUCUCUUCUCACCACCGUUCGCUCUCUCUCCGCCCUUUUCCUUUUCACUCUCUCUCUGCAGCCGCCGGUCGCUGCCGCCCCCGCCUCCUCCCACAGCAGCAGUGCGCCGCCCAGCCCUCGCCGGCUCGCCCCGCCCACACCUAUUCUUUCCCGCGCCCCGCCUCCUCUGGCCUCUGUGCCUCCGUCCGGCGACUCCGCUGCAGCAGCCGUUUCCAACAAAAGGAUAUAUAUUCCAACCCGGUGAACACCAGCUUGAUUGGUGCUAGAGUAACAAAGAUAUAAGCUUCAAGGCGAGUUUCUUGUACUCUUGCUUUUAUUUUUGCACUAUGGUUCAACCGUCACCCAUUCUUAUGUAAAUACUAUAGAUAAGCAUGUAUCUAGGUAGUGGUUAUGGAGAGUAGGUUGGGGAAUGGCUUGUUCCAUUCCAUUUGUUGCUGUGGCGAUGACUUGGAGCCAAUUAUUUGUACUAUGUGUUUUGGUGUCCUUAGUUUUCAUGCUUAGACUUUGUUUUUUUUUUUUAAUCUGUUUCUGUUAACAUUAACCUGCUAUAGUACUUAUUUGUUAAGUGUUAUGAUGAUUUAUGUUCAUAUUGGAAUUCAAAAUGGUCUUGAAGAUAUACUCGUUCAAAAAUGACAUCUUGAAACGAAAUAUCUAAACUAGUUUCAAAUAGGGUAUUUUGGGACUGAAAAAUAGGGCUAAUCUUGUUGGGUAUGGCUGAAACUUUUCAUAUUACUAGUACUCGUGUAGAACGUACCUAUAGUUAAAAUUUCAAAGAUAAAGUCGUUCGUUAAGCUCGUCUACUGAGAGGUUAAACUUGGGCUCUCAUGCUGUUUUUGGUCUUGGCAGGGUGUCUAAUGUGAGAAACUCUAAUCCAUGGUAAAACUUAUUGGAAUUGAGCGAGGCUUAGCAUACGUAAACUAAGCAGUUCAAGGUAUACUUAGUUAAGGUUUGAGAGGAAAAUCUUAGAUCCAACUCUAAUAAUAAUAUUACUAUACAGAUUAGCUGUAUUUUUUUUAUUUAUAGAUACAGUAUUUGAUUAAAUAAUCCCUGAAGAUUGUAGUUUUAAUUCAUAUAUUUAUUAAGUAAUUAACUUAAAUUCUAGGAUAUAAAGUAUGUUGAAACAUAAUAUUAACUUAUUAUAUUACACGUAAUAAUAUUUUAAAAGAACAACAUAAUACAAAAAAGGAAAAUGUUUAUCUAAAGCUGCAGAAAAAAGUAAUAUUAGAUGCUUAGGAAUCUGGUCUAUAACAUAAAUGCAGAAUUUAGGCAUUAAUUUCUGGUUGAUUAAUGACCAUAAAAUAUAUAUCACUAAUAAUUUUCGUGAUUCUAUUUAACUUUUUUAUUUUUGUGGUGAAAAUACAUUUAAUAGUGAAAAUUAAUUAACUUGUAUAAUGAUAGAAAAUAAACUUACAAGAAAGCUAGGAAAAUACAUAGUUAAGAUUCCUUGUAAGAAAGCUAGGAAAAUAAAAUAAACUGACAAAGGAAAAGUAGGCCCCCAUUACUUCAUAAAAAAUCCGUGAAAAAGAAGAUGGAGACUAAAUAUAAAUGUAGAAAAUGAUUAAGUGUUAUUAAGUAUUCAUUAUUGGGCAGGAGAAUAAGUGAUAUACUUGGGCAAAUGCAUAAAAGUAAAGGACAAUGCUAUUAAGCUAUAUUCAAACUACUUCACACUAAGAAGACUGUCAUUAGCAUUUUACAGUAAAAUUCUAAUCAAAUUUUACAAGACAAAAUAACAGAUCAGAUAUCCACACAUGAAAAAUUUAUAUUUAUUGAGUAUCUACUAAAUAAAUACGAGUUAUUAUCAUCUCAAUCGAGUGACUUGCUGUCACUUGCCCUUGAGAAACCAGAAUAUGCUAGUUGUUCUGUGAUAAAGCCUUCAACUGAAAAGAAGGAUGACGAUGAUGUUCAAUUAGCUGCUAAAGAUGAGUUAAGGUAGCCUUUAACAUAUUUUUGGUACUCACAACUGUUGUCUUUUCCUGUGCAUUCUAUCUGCUAAGAGCCUCAAGGAUCUUGAUCUUAAAAUAGUUUCCAUUGCUGGAGGAUAUUGCAUUUAUAUUAGUUGAGACUGAUAUUUAUAACCCAUGCUAGAUAAUCACUUGUUUAAUUUACUUUGAGCCAUGGAUAUUAGGGAAAUUUAGGGAUUUUUUUUAAAAAAUUGUAAUAUAUACAUAUUAUGAAUACAUAACGAUUUUUAGAAUCAUUAACAUCGGAUUUUAGAAUCAUUAAGAAUGAAUUUUAGAAUAAAAAACCAUUACGUAUUGUAACAAAUAUAACGGUAAAACUGUUAUACAUGAGAACAAAGAACCGUUACAUAUUUCAACAAAGAUAACAGUAUAUACCAUUAUAUAUUUAAAAAAUUUCCGUUAACUAUAAUAAAAUAUUAAAAAUUGAAAUACAUUAAAUAACAGUGGAAAUAAUCUAUGGUAACGUCACGAACCCUUAUCUAUCACUAUUAUAGACAACGUUACACAAUCGUUAUGUAUUUAUGCACAAAACUGUUAUCUAAUACACUAUAGAUAACGGUUGUAAGCAUUAUGCAUAGCUCAAUAUACCGUUGUCUAUUACACUAACGGUUGUUUAGUGUUUCGUAUAAGCGGUAAUCUAAAGAUAACGGUUGUUUAAAGUUAGGUUAAAACCUGGGUUUAAAAAAGCGCGCCCAGGGGGGGUGGACUUUUUUAAUGCAGGCGCUGCAGCCUACAAGAGGCGCAGCAGAGGCGCAGAAAAGCGCUAAAAGCGCGCCCAGGCGUGCAUUCCCUAAGGCGCACGCCUUUUGUAGAAUUAGGUUUAGGGUUUUAACUAGUUACACUUUUUUUUGAAAUUAAAACAUAACACAGCAGCCUCCCUUUCUCCUCUCUUCUCUCCUCUGCGUCCUUCCCCCCCUUUGCUCACCUACUGGCGCUGCCAGCCAGCCGGUGCCGCUGCCAGCCGUCCGCCGCCGCCGCCGCCAGCCCCAGCCGUCCGCCGCCGCCAGCCUCCAGGAUGAUGGAUUUGAGGAUGAUGGACUUGAGGAUGAUGAUUAUUGAUUACUUAUUUGAUAUUUGAUCUUACUUUUAGACUUGCGUAUUUUAAAACUUAAGUAUUUGUGUGUUUUGGAUUAAGUAUUUGUGUGUUUUGGAUUAAGUAUAUGUGUGUUUAAGUACUAUUUGUGGUUUUAAGUUGUGUUUUUGGUAUAAAAUAUAAUGUAGGUAAAUAUAUUAGAAUUUUUUAGGCUUUACUGCGCCUCGCCUACGAAAAGCCCGCGCCUGCGCUUAAAGCCCUGCGCCUAGGCUCCGAGGCAUGUUUGUGCCUCGUGCGCCUCGGGCUUUUUAAAACCCAGGUUAAAACUGACCACCACAUAGGCGCAAUGUCAGCUCGAUACUUCAUCGGAGCUUAAAAGUGUGAAAAAAUUGAACGAUUCAUUAAAUUGAUGGAAUUGCAGACAACAAAUAAAGUUUAUGAAAAAAUUAAAAAUCAGUCCAAAAUUCUUCAAUUUUGACGUAAUUAACCCUUCUAAAAAUAUAAAAUUAGAUAGCUCAACAAAUUUAGAAACUAGAAAGCCCAGUACAUAUUGAAGUCAGGAAAGCCCAAAUCUCCUAUCUUAUUUCCCCUAAAUAUUGCCUUAUUAGUCUAUAAUUGUUUAUAAAUAUUAUUGACGAAUCCAAGCAGGAGUAGGAAAAUCUAUGGAGGGCGCCAACACUAACACAAACACCCUCUUGAUCUCUCCAUAAAUCACACCCUCUCCAAAUUCCAAUUUGUAAAUAAAUAAAACUGGUAACUAGAAUCAAGAUUUCACCCCAUCUCAAAUCCUCAAUCUACUCUAUUUGUUAAUUUGAUUUGAAAUUUAUUAUCGGCAUCUAAUAGAUACCAACUGGAAAACAAUUAGAAUAGUAGAAGAAUACUUGUUUCAAACGUCGUUUUGGGUGAAUAAAUAAGCGCUGGGCGAAGCGCGGUUCGUAGAAUUAGCUACGCAAUUGGUGGAGUACUAUAUAAAGGCGAAGUGGCUGACGCUGAAUCCUAAUCGUGGCUGCAGCUUCAGUUUGUUUUGGGACAACGAUUUCUUUCAUGGCCGCUAAUGCACAAUCUCAGCAUCGCUGUGUUUUUGUUGGGAACAUACCGUAUGAUGCUACUGAAGAGCAACUCAUUCAAAUAUGCGAGGAGGUUGGCCCGGUUGUUUCCUUCAGAUUAGUUACUGAUAGAGAAACUGGAAAACCAAAGGGUUAUGGGUUCUGUGAGUACAAGGAUGAAGAGACAGCUCUGAGUGCUCGUCGUAAUCUUCAGGGUUAUGAGAUAAACGGUCGUCAGCUAAGAGUUGACUUCGCUGAAAAUGACAAGAAUGCUGACAGGAACCGGGAACAGGGGCGUGGUGGUCCUGGUGUUGUCUCGAAUGUUGAUGCUCCAAAACAAUUUGGGGGUCAAGCAGUCCUUGGGCAUCCCAGUCUUCAUCAGCCGGUUGGUGAUUCAGUUGCUACAGCUGCUGCAAGUGUCAUGGCAGGAGCUCUUGGAUCGGUGCAGACUGCUAGCAUACCAAAUCAGAUCGGAUUACAGAACUCGUCCUUGUUAGGCACUGAUCCUUUGACUCGCCACUUGGCCAAAAUGUCAAGGAUUCAGCUGACUGAGGUUUUGUCUGAAUUUAAGGCACUGGCUACGCAAAAUAAGGAACAAGCCCGGAAACUAUUGCUCGCCAUCCCCAACUUGCCAAAAGCUAUUUUCCAGGUUGAGAUUAUGCUUGGGGUAGUGUCACCUCAAAUGUUGCAGAUGCCCAAUAUUCGGCAAGCUUUGAGCCAACCAGUACAGCCUUUGGUGCAAAAUUCUCAAACUCUUUCUGGGCUACCCCCACUUCCACAAAACAAAAUGCAAAUGGGUUCGCUGCCUUUUCCAGGAAGACAACCUCCGAGAACAGAAGAAACUCCAUACACUGGGAAGCAAGCUACUCAGAUUUUCAUUCUUUACAGAUGCAACUUCCCCUCGACUUGGAUCCUUCCGUGCUUCAGCAACUGCUAAAUCUGACGCCAGAGCAGCUAAGUAUGCUGCCACCAGAUCAGCAACAACAAGUAAUGCAACUUCAACAGAUGCUCCGGCAGGUUACAUAGUUCAACCUUUUUAGUUCUAGAAAUAGCAGAAGCUUUAUACAUCCUUCUUCCAAUGUGUUUAGAAGGGAAUUGCAAUUGUUUACUGUCAACUUUACAAUGUAAAGUAUUGUUAGGUGUACACUAGAUGCACGAGAGUUGUACCAUUCAUGUAGCGUUGUGAGCUUGUUCUUGUAUUGGGAUGAACACAUCAUUGAAAUGAAAAGAAAUUUUGGGUUAUUCUUCA